ACAGUUACAGCUACUCAAUAAAGCUCUUAGUAUUCUACAAAUGUUUAAAUCAAAGUUAACCCUAGCAGUCAGUUAGUUCAGUUUUAAGGUUUCAGUCAAAUUAGUUGUCCCAAGUUUCUGCCUGACAGCUACUGUAGCGGUUUUGAGAUUUAAAAUCACAAUUUCAGUCAGAUCAACUACAGAGCAUUUAUACAGAGUACACACACUGAAACAGAGAAGUCUAAAAACAGAAUGUUACUCACACAAUUCUAGAAGUCACCAGUUGUUAUCCUGUCAAAAUCGAGUUGCACACAUGCUAGUAAUCCAAACACUUAAUCUGCUCUGUAACCCAUUCAGUUAUUGGUUCUUACAAAAAUCUUAGUGUCUGUUAUUUCACACAGAUGCUGAGUGAUGAGCACGAUGUGUCUUUCUCAGUGUCUAACCUGCACAAUGGGAUCCGGCUGGUGGACAGCGAGGCCCUGGUGUGCAUCACGUCCUUCUGCUUCCCCUCCGCUGCGGCCUCGGUGCAGUGUCUGGCCUGGGUCCCCUCAGCCCCCGGCAUGUUCAUCACUGGAGACUCCCAGGUUGGGGUGUUGAGGGUCUGGAAUGUGUCUCGCUCCACUCCUUUGGACAGCUUUAAACUGAAAAAGACUGGAUUUCACGCUUUGCAUGUCCUGAACUCCCCUCUUGCCAAGAAAGCUCAGAGUUCCUGCUCUCCCAGUAAAAGUCAGCACACCAGUUCCACCAGUGAGGCUGUCCCUCCCCCAACCCUGUCCCAGAACCGGUCUUUCUCUCUGCCUCCGGGCCAUGCUGUGUGCUGUUUCAUGGAUGGUGGGGUGGGGCUAUAUGACAUGGGGGCCAAGAAGUGGGACUUCCUACGAGACUUGGGGCAUGUAGAGACUAUCUUUGACUGUAAGUUUAAGCCAGACGACCCCAACCUGCUGGCCACUGCUAGCUUUGAUGGAACCAUCAAAAUCUGGGACACAAACACUCUGACAGCAGUUUACACCUCGCCUGGCAACGAAGGAGUGGUAUACUCACUGUCCUGGGCUCCAGGAGAUCUGAACUGCAUAGCAGGCGCAACGUCUCGUAAUGGAGCGUUCAUCUGGGACGUCAGGAAAGGAAAGAUCAUCACUCGCUUUAAUGAGGUUACUGUGACUUCAAAAAUGACUUCAAGCUGAGUCCCUGUAGCAUUAGUGUAUGCUGUAUUC
Molecule: messenger RNA, 1190 nt
Organism: Notothenia coriiceps (black rockcod)
Lineage: Eukaryota; Metazoa; Chordata; Actinopteri; Perciformes; Nototheniidae
Product: WD repeat-containing protein 17-like
Exons: 5
Coding region: 381-1160 (259 amino acids)
Molecular function (GO): protein binding
Source: RefSeq, a predicted model, not a curated record